Molecule: messenger RNA, 1398 nt
Organism: Cynara cardunculus var. scolymus (artichoke)
Lineage: Eukaryota; Viridiplantae; Streptophyta; Magnoliopsida; Asterales; Asteraceae
Product: 3-ketoacyl-CoA synthase 11-like
Exons: 1
Coding region: 1-1398 (465 amino acids)
Biological process (GO): fatty acid biosynthetic process
Cellular component (GO): membrane
Molecular function (GO): acyltransferase activity, transferring groups other than amino-acyl groups
Source: RefSeq, a predicted model, not a curated record
AUGUUCAGCUUCAUCUUCAACCUCCCAGAACUCCUUAUUCACCAUGAUUCCAACACAAUCAUCAUCUUGAUCUUAACCCUGAUGAUCGUAUCUCUUCUUCUUCGGUUAUAUAUCUUCAUAAUGAAUAAAGCUUCAUGCAAAAUAUACAUGAUCGAUUUCGCCUGUUACAAACCCCCAAUUUCUCAACAGUGCUCAAAAGACUUCRCCAUGAAACAAGCAAGAUCCAAUGGCUAUUUCACAGAGGAAACGCUGGAUUUCAUGGAGAAAACUCUGGASAAAUCCGGCCUUGGCGAUUCAACUUAUUUGGCAGAGGUUUUUUUCGGAAAAACUUAUAAUCCAUCCAUCAGAGAUUCAAGAAGAGAGGUUGAAAUGGCUGUUUUUGGAUCCAUAGACAUGAUUCUAGCAAAAACAGGCAUCAGAUCUCAGGAUAUCGGGAUCCUGAUUGCAAAUUGUUGUAUCUAUAACACAGUUCCAUCUCUUUCCACCAUUAUCGUUAAUCGAUAUAAGCUUCCAGAAAGUAUAAUCAAUUACAAUCUCGUCGGCAUGGGUUGCAGCGCCGGACUUCUGGCGAUCGGACUUGCUAAACAACUACUCCAGGUGCACCGGAACUCGUAUGCAUUGAUCGUCAGUACAGAGAGUAUUACUGAAAACUGUUACACCGGAGAGGAUCGUUCUAAGUUUCUUAUAAACUGUUUGUUUCGCGUCGGCGGCGCUGCGAUCCUCCUCUCCAACCGCCCCUCCGACCACCGAAUUGCUAAAUACCGCCUUCUUCACGCCGUGCACACCACCACGGCAAGUUCWGAUCGUUCCUACAACUGURUCCUUCGGGAAGAAGAUAAAGCGGGAAUCGUUGGCAUUAAUAUCAACAAAGACCUCCUCUUCGCCGCCAUAGCCACCAUCAAACUUAACCUAACCACCCUAGGUCGGCUAAUCCUUCCGAUAACGGAGAAACUCCAUUAUCUGAUAAACUACAUAGGAAGRAAGCACUUUCCGACGUUAAAAAUACAACCGUACGUACCUAAUUACACCAAGGUCGUCCAUCACUUCCUCCCUCACGUCGGCGGGAAGCCGGUGCUCGACGAACUGCAGAAGACCCUAGGGUUUACCGACACUGUUAUGGAAGCUUCUAGAAUGACUCUGUACAGAUUCGGAAACACCUCCAGUAGCUCGAUAUGGUACGAGCUUGCAUACGUGGAAGCAAAAGGUCGGGUCAAGAAARGUGAGCGAGUGUGGCAGAUUGCAUUCGGGUCGGGUUUCAAGUGUUGUAGUGUGAUUUGGAGUGCAAUAAAGACCGUUGAUCUCGAUGACAAUAAUCCAUGGACGGAUGAGAUUGAUGAGUUUCCAGUGACCUUGCAAGACUGCGGACCAAUGCCUGUCUUUUUUGAACCUGUCCAAUAA